Molecule: messenger RNA, 4501 nt
Organism: Chionomys nivalis (European snow vole)
Lineage: Eukaryota; Metazoa; Chordata; Mammalia; Rodentia; Cricetidae
Gene: Spata2
Product: spermatogenesis associated 2
Exons: 3
Coding region: 1056-2588 (510 amino acids)
Biological process (GO): protein linear deubiquitination; regulation of tumor necrosis factor-mediated signaling pathway; regulation of necroptotic process
Cellular component (GO): cytoplasm
Source: RefSeq, a predicted model, not a curated record
GCAAGUAAAAGAAUAAGGCUGAUAUUUUCAUAUCGUGGCUCUCGUAGUGUUACAUGGCAUUGAGGUGGGAUUUACUCCGUGUGACGCAGCAGCAGCUCUAUGUUGGAGCUGAGGCCUGCUUGAUGCAGUGAGCCAGUCACCCAAGAGUCAAAAAGAACAGAAAAACCAUGCAUGUGAAAGCGUCCUGCUGUAGAGCCCUCCUGACAGCUGAGGAGCAAGGGACUGUAUGGCUGUUGCUGUGAGGGUGUUAGACCGCUGUGAGGGCGAGUGGGACCCCAGAGGGCCUCUGGCCUUGGUCUGGAGUUAUCACUCACCUUUGGAGCUCUGUGUUUGCCUUUUGGGCACUCAGUACAUUUGUUUCUAAAGUGCUGGGUGCCCUCAAGGACAGUGGGUAGAAGGGGUCUCUCGGGUCCUUAAGUUCUGUUGUUAGCUUUGUUCCAACCUCACUCUGUAACCAAGGCUAUCAGCCUUACCUCCACAGUGUGCCCCCACAUCCAUUGUGUGCCCCCAGUUUUGCUGUGUGUUCCACCACUUACCCUACUAUUAAUGCUGCCAGACAUCUCUCCAAACCAGAGCUCCUGAGCUGUGGCUUACUGAGGCCAGGGUGGUUGUUCUGUGGACCUUGUGGACUUUGUCAGAGCACAGAUCUGCUAGAGGACCCCACAGGCCAGCCUACCUACCCCCUCCCCCCCCCCGCCGCCCUUUUUCCUCCCACAGUCUCAGUGAUGCUGAUGAACUCUUGUCCCACCUGGGCAGGUGCAGGGGCUCGCUUAGAGUAAGAGUAAGGUGGUCACCACCCAUACUCUGGGGUUCAGGCCAGGAAAAUGUCAGGUGUGGUUCACAUCCACUCUGCUGGAGUCUUCUUGAGAGCCUGGUGUCUUGCGAGUGGGCACCUUGCCAGGGUGGAGAAGGUCCUGUCACCAUCUCGCUAAACAAGUAGCAUGCACUGGUCCAUGGUCACCAUGCCAGUUCUUCAUGUGAUGUGCCAGCCUCCAGUUCCAGGGCCAUGGGGGAGAUAAGGUAGCCCUUGGGUUUGAUUGGGGAAGCCCAGUUCAAUGGAUGCGAAGUACAAGGAUGAUUUAUUUCGGAAGUACGUGCAGUUCCAUGAGAGCAAAGUGGACACCACCCCCAGCAAGCAGCAGCCUGGCAGCGAUGAGUACCUGCGAGUGGCAGCCGCCACCCUGCUCAGUCUGCACAAGGUGGACCCCUUGCACCGAUUUCGGCUGAUCCGGUUUUAUGAAGUGGUAGAGAGCUCCCUCCGCUCACUGAGCAGCUCCAGCCUGAGUGCUCUGCACUGCGCCUUCAGCAUGCUAGAGACGGUGGCCAUCAACCUCUUCCUGUUCCCCUGGAAGAAGGAAUUCCGCAGCAUCAAGACCUACACAGGCCCUUUUGUUUACUAUGUCAAGUCCACUUUGCUGGAGGAGGACAUCCGAGCCAUUCUGAGGUUCAUGGGCUACGAGCCUGAGUUGGGAACUGCAUACAAACUCAGGGAGCUUGUGGAGUCCCUCCAGGUGAAGAUGGUCUCCUUUGAGCUCUUCCUGGCCAAGGUCGAGUGUGAGCAGAUGCUGGGGAUCCACUCGCAGGUAAAGGACAAGGGCUACUCAGAGCUGGAUGUGGUGACUGAACGCAAGAGCACCACAGAGGAUGCGCACGGGUGCUCAGACGCUCUGCGGCGACGGGCUGAGAGCAGGGAACACCUGACCACAUCCAUGGCUCGUGUGGCACUUCAGAAGUCAGCCAGUGAGCGGGCAGCCAAGGACUACUACAAGCCUCGAGUGACCAAACCCUCCAGGUCGGUGGAUGCCUAUGACAGCUACUGGGAGAGCCGGAAGCUCCCCUCAAAGGCCUCACUGAGUCUGCGAAAGGAGCCAGUGGCCAUGGAUGUAGGGGAUGACCUGAAGGAUGAGAUCAUCCGCCCAUCCCCCUCCUUGCUGACCAUGUCCAGCUCCCCGCAUGGCAGCCCUGAUGACCUUCCAUCCAUCUCCCCCAUCAACGGCCCUGGCCUGCUGUGCAGUACGCACUUUUCCACUCAGGAUGACGUGGACCUGUACACAGACUCAGAACCCAGGGCCACCUAUCGCAGGCAGGAUGCUCUGCGGCCGGACGUAUGGCUGGUCAAAAAUGAUGCCCACCCCAUCUACCACAAGCGUUCACCCCCCACCAAAGAGUCUGCCCUAUCCAAGUGCCAAAACUGCGGCCUGUCCUGCAGCUCCGCCCUCUGCCAGCGCUGUGACAGUCUACUGGCCUCCAAGCCCAGCGCCUUUCCCAGCAAGGCAUCUGGUCACGACAGCCUGGUCCAUGGGGCACCUAUGCGGGAGAAGUAUGUGGGUCAGACUCAGGGCCUUGACCGGCUGCCACCUGUCCACUCAAAGUCCAAGCCCUCGACCACAGCCACCUCCCGCUGUGGCUUUUGUAACCGUGUGGGUGCCACCAAUACCUGCACCCAGUGUUCAAAAGUCUCCUGUGACGCCUGCCUCGGCGCCUACCACUACGACCCAUGCUGCAGAAAGAGUGAGCUGCACAAGUUCAUGCCCAACAACCAGCUGAACUACAAAUCCACUCAGUUCUCCCAUCUUGUGUACAGAUAGGCCCCACCCCCAUCUUCCGCUACAAGGGCUACACCGCUGACCUGGCUUGGUCCCGUCCAGAGGUAGCAGAGCAGCAUCAGAAUCUGGGAUCUGAGCUUGACCACGGAAGCAGCCAGGGUCACUGCUCCUUCACACUCUCGGUCUGAGGGACAGGGUGGCACUUCCAUUCAGUCAUUCCACUGACCUCUCCACUCCCUGCUCAGCUGGUUUGGGUUUGGGUUCUGGUUCCUUUGAAAGAAGGUCUCUGUCUCUGGGACUCUUGCCACAUCUACCCCUCCCACCGCAAAGCCAGCUUGGACUGGGAAGGAUCCUUUGGGCCACCUUCAAAUGCCCACCAGGAGCGGCGAGCUAGAGGCCUGCUGGCUUGUGAAAUGAGCCCUCCUGCCAUACCGGGCCUCUCUGAUGGCUCGCCUCUUUUCCUGCUCCCCUGAUACAAGGAUCCCUAGGCAGAUGUCCCCGUCCCCUACCUCCCUCCAACUGGUAUCAAAGGGGAACAAGUCCAGUAUUAGCUGAAUGUCAUCUUGCCAGCUCCACUCAAUCAGCCCACAGUGUUGGCGAGCUCUGCUCAGCGAUUGGAAAGUAGACUCCACAGCAGGACUGAUGUCCUUUCCUGUUUGCACCCCCCGCCCCCCGACUGUACUGUAUAUAGAGUUUGAGGUUAUUUUUAAGUGAGUAUUCAACUUGCUGUGUAUUUCAACAUGGUGAAAGAAAUUAAUGAUAACGGUAUUUAUAAAGGUGCCCUGGGUCCUUUAGUCUUCCAAGGGGGGUGGUCUCCACUUCUAGGGUGGAACCAAGAGCCUCGGGGUAGGGAACUGACAAAGCCCAUGGUCCUUCUUGUAUGGGUAGAGGGCGGCUGCCCUUCCCUACAGAUAAUAUUAUAAACCUACCUCCAGUGUGCACGUGGGGUUAGCACGGUGCCGAGGGCUGCAAUGACCCCAGUGACAAGGUGGAGACCUCAGCCCUCACAUCUACAGCUCUGGUCUUGGUGCCUGCUGAGCAUGAUCUCGCACCCCAAACCUCAAGUUCAUUUCAGAAGGAAAUUUAUGUGGGGUUCCCUCCACGCCCAUCUAAGCCUUCCUCACUGGUUUGCAGGGCUCUCAGCAGUAGCUCUCAGUCUUUUUGCACUAGGGUGGGCAGAGGUGGUAUGUGCCCAUCGGAUAAAUGCUUCUCCAGUACGCAGCUGAGUGUCCACGACUCCUUGUAUAAAUUACCCACCUCUCAAUUUUCCUUCUUUGGGGAGCAGAGACAGGAGUAGGGCAGGAAUUUGAAACUGUCACUUUCUUGUGAACUGGUAGCACACUUUAGCCAUAGGCAGCUGUGACGUAUGCUGUGUGGGACAUAUAUGCUAGUGGGGUUUUCCCGAAGAAAGGCGUUCAGCUCUAGAGCAGGCUUGACUCUGGCCAAACCCUGAGCCACUGUGAAUUUGCUGGUGUUCUUCCAAUUUACUGGAGUUUUCAAAUCUUAUAUGGCUCUUUUUUUAAAUCUCUAGCUGAUAGAUUACAUGUAGAUAGGUGUAUAUACAGCUAAAUUUGAGCAAUUUUAUUACUGAGACUAGCCUUCCUGGGCAGCGGUCUUUGAAGUUCCCUCCAUGCUUUGGAACUGGCGAUGCCUGGCACACUCCCGAGAGCUCUAGUUUUCCAUUCCAGUUUGCUCCAGCAUUGCAGGGACUCUAAGAUGGAGGCCAGGUUGGCCAGGUUCGUCCAGUGUACUUUCUCCCAGGAAAUAUUGUGUGUACAGACUGGCAUGGCCUCACCCUCCUAGGUGUGUCUUACCUAUAGGAGAUUGCUGUGAUCCGGAGAGUUGAGUAUAUGCUAAUUUAAAAUGCACAUUAUUUUGCGUUUGAUUUCUACAGAGUUGAAAUGUUCAGAGAUUUUAAAAAAACUAAAUAAAGUGUCUUCCAUUGUUAAAGUGUU